AUGGAGCAGCCUGCGCCUUUUGCGUCAACAGAGGAGAGUGCCUGGGGCGGAAUCGAGGAGACGACGCAGGACCCGGAGGAAGCGAGAGUGAUCUUUGGCGCGCUGGACUCAUUUGCCCAAUACGCCAAGGUCGCCCACUUCAACGUGACACACCUCCGUCGCCGCUCAUUCUACGCUCUCCCCCAGUCGCAAUGGCAGCUACUGGCCGCCGCGCCCUUCAACUACUUGUCGACCCUGGACAAGACCGACGAUGCCAUCGACAGCAACGCCCUCUUGGCGCGCGCCAUUGUUGAUGCGGGCCUCAAGUCAUUCGGCAUGGACGAGAUCCCCACGGCCUGGAAGGGGGUGGCGAAGCACACUGACAUUGACAAGGCCAGGAGCACCGUGCGCCAGUUCUACCGCGACUGGACGCUCGACGGCGAGAGAGAGCGCAUGGCGUGCUUUGGGCCCGUGCUCGCCACAAUGGAGGCGGAGCAGAAGAAAUCCGAGGAACAGCUUAAGGUGUUAGUGCCUGGAGCUGGACUGGGACGGCUGGUAUUUGAGCUCUGCCGGCACGGGUACCAUGCGGAAGGCAACGAGAUAUCGUACCAUCAGCUGCUGGCCUCGCAGUACAUCCUGAAUGAGUGUCCCCGGGCUGGCGAGCACACCAUCUACCCGUGGGUGCAUACAUUCUCGAACCACCGGUCAAGAUCGAAUCACUUGCGUUCGUACCCCGUGCCAGAUGUCCACCCAGCGACGGCACUGAAUGCACGGGACCCGGCCGCGCCGCAGGGCACCAUGGCCAUGUGCGCUGCCGAUUUCCUCUGCGGAUACAGCGACGAGGAGCACGACGGGGCCUACGACGUCGUCGCCAGCGUCUUCUUCCUCGACACGGCGCCCAACCUGCUGCGCUACCUCGAGGUGAUACGGCACUGCCUGCGUCCGGGCGGAAUACUGAUCAAUGUGGGACCACUCCUCUGGCACUUUGAGAACAUUGCGCCCGGGAAUCACGGCACCGAUGACGACGGGGAUGGCGAGCACGACUGGAACAACUCCUCGGGCAUCGCCGACCCGGGCAGCUUCGAGCUGACCGAGGAUGAGAUCAUGGUCCUCCUCGACAAGACGGGCUUUGACGUGGAGUGGAAGACGGAAAACGUAGAGACACCGUACAUUCAGGACCGGGAGAGCAUGCUGCAGACACUGUAUCGCUCCAGCGCAUGGGUAGCCCGAAAACGAUGA
Molecule: messenger RNA, 1218 nt
Organism: Emericellopsis atlantica
Lineage: Eukaryota; Fungi; Ascomycota; Sordariomycetes; Hypocreales; Bionectriaceae
Product: N2227-like protein-domain-containing protein
Exons: 2
Coding region: 1-1218 (405 amino acids)
Molecular function (GO): S-adenosylmethionine-dependent methyltransferase activity
Source: RefSeq, a predicted model, not a curated record